AUGUUUUAUCAUUUGCGUCAUACUUUAACACGCUAGAGAUAUUCCCUAUCUUAAUACAUUGUGCUUACAAUUUUGCAUUGUUUAAUAUACGUUUUGAUUAAAAUAUCCCUGUUUUCGACGUUCAGCCGAGCUUGCGACCCGACAGUACUCGCGAUUCACCGCAGUUUCCUGAAAAUGCCACCCAAAAAGAAUCCCGUGAAGCCAAAAGGCAAGAUGACAGCUUAUGCAUUUUUUGUCAAUGCUUGUCGCCUUGAACACCACAACCAGUUCCCCGGCCAAAAAAUUAAAUUAUCAGAAUUCUCAACAGUAUGCGCUAAGCGAUGGAAGGAAAUGACAAUGGACCAAAAGAGGCCCUUCGCAGAGAUGGCAGAUAGAGAUAAAAUGAGAUACGAAAAUGAGUUGAAACUUCUAUUCCCCGGAGAAAACACACCCAAAAGACGAAGAAAGAAGAAGGAUCCCAAUGCACCUAAGAAGAAUCUGUCUCCAUUUUUUAUAUUCUCGAAGCUAAAGAGACCCGAAAUUAUGAAAGAUCAUCCGUCGAAAGGCGUCGGAGAAAUCAGCAAAGUUCUUUCAGCAGAGUGGUCGAACAUGAGCGAAGAAGAUAAGUCUAUGUACGUACGGAUGUCAGAAGAAGAUAAAGUUCGAUAUCAGAAGCAACUGGAGCAGUUCAAAGAAACAGGAACAAUAACGGCGGAAUCUAUUUUUCAGCAAUUAGAACAGUACAAAGAAACAGGUACUGUAACGGCGGCUAUCAUGGGUGCCCCUGUAGUGGGUGGCGAAGACGACGAUGAGGAUGAUGAAGAGGAAGAAGAUGAGUUUGCUUACCCCGGCGGUACGCAUGGAGCGUCGGUUUCGGGCGCAGUUGCCAUGACUUCGGGACAGCAACAGGCAUUUCAGAGUCAACAAAACAUGGUCACCUCAUCUGUGCAACAGGGAUCCUCCCAGAAUAACCAACAGUUUUCCAAUGGUCAGAAUCAAAUGUACCAGACAGGGAUGAUGAUUCAGCAACAAAACAUGAUGGGCGGUCAGCCUCAGUUCAAUAAUGGGUCGAAUUCUGGACAGAUGCAAAUGAUGCAGCAAACGUCACAACCUCAGCAGAUGCAAGGGCAGAUGCAUCCAAACUUCGGCUCUCCAUCCAAUCAACAGCAACAAUUUAUGAACGCUUCUCAGCAACAACAACAGAAUAGAAUGAUGCAGCCUCAGCAACACCAAACUGUCGUAUCAACGACCGGUAACUCCCUGCAACAAAACAACUCCCAACAGUUUAUGAUGUCUAUGUCCAACAACGGACCUUCACGCACCCCACCGUCUCAACAACAGUUUUCAUCCCAGCAACCGCAGAGCCAACAGAUAAUAAUGCAACAGAACAACCAAAUGCACCAGGGAUCAGUUGACAUGCAACAGCAGCAGAUGCAUGCAAAACAACUGAUGCAACAAGCGGCAGCUUACCAACAGAUCAACAAUCCCAACACCGUUUCGGUACAGCCACAACAAAUCUCUAGCACCCAAAGCCAGAUAAUAGACGAAAUAAAACCCUCCAUUCAAGAUAUUCAGCAGCAACAAGGAGAUGAUGUUUCUUCUUUGCAACACCAGGGAUUGGCUAACAACGAAUCCGUUCAGGCUAAUUCUUCAAGCGACGAUCAACACUUUGGAGAGAUAAAUAUGCAAAAUCAAUCUGAGCUAAAUGGGGCUCAGAGUGGAAACAACACUCCUCCAACUACCAUGAAGAGUAUGACUCCACAACAGAACCUACCUGUGAGUUCGGCCAUGGAAAUCAAACAAGAGUCAGUGGCUGUGCAGGACGGAAGUGGUUCGCUUAUGGCAUCCAUGUAGACAAAUGUGUAGAGCACCCUGAAACUCAACCUAACUAAACUGAUCGUGUCGAAUAUUGAUUAAUAUGAUUAAUACACGCUGUAGCGAACACUACCAUUUACCAAUUGUUGCAAAACCCGCAAACCAUAAUCGUUGACGCGUUUAUUUGCUCUCUAUUAUUCAACUUUUUGUAUCGUUUUUGCUUUUUCUCUAUGUCCUAAUUUUUGUGGAUUGAAGAUUCUAUAUUUUUAUUAUUGUUUGUCAUACGUUUUGUUUUCAAAGAAUAUAAAAUAUUAUUAUGCUGUUGAUACAUUUGAAUUUUCUGACAGAAGACUAGAAAUAGUGAUAUCAAUGUCCAUCUAUCUCGUGCAAUUCUAUGAGCUCUUAAACUCAAUUUCAUCUCAUCAGCCAGAAUUAAGUUAAUUGUUUAAGAGCUCUUGAGCCGCUCAAUUCAGCUGUCUUCUUUAAUUAUCCAACCAGCAACAUUGAACAUGUGAGGUAGACUAAGUUUGCCGGUUAUUCUUAUAUUUAUUGAACGAAUUGUUAAUUAUUAAAUUUGCAUACCUUAUUCGUAAGAGAUGAAACGAAGUGGAUGAAUUUCGGAAGUUAAGUUUGACAA
This is a messenger RNA of Symsagittifera roscoffensis, 2431 nucleotides long. Its product is annotated as TOX high mobility group box family member 4-like. Gene Ontology annotation, biological process: regulation of transcription by RNA polymerase II. The transcript is spliced from 7 exons. The record is from RefSeq and is a predicted model, not a curated record. The coding region runs from base 175 to 1833 and encodes 552 amino acids. Gene Ontology annotation, molecular function: DNA binding, bending. Lineage: Eukaryota; Metazoa; Xenacoelomorpha; Acoela; Convolutidae.